CAUGUACUCUCUCUCUCUCUAUCUCUCUCUCGUUUUCUUUUUCUUUCUCUCAUUGUUGGAACAAGGGAAAGAAAUGGGGUUUUCAGGUAGUCUCUUGGGUUCAGUUCUUGUUGUACUGGUUUUCUCAGUGGUUCAUGGGGAUCCUCUUGUCCCUGCAUUAUGCAUAUUUGGGGACUCUGUUGUUGAUACUGGAAACAAUAACAACCUAUAUACACUGGUGAAGGCGAAUUUUCCUCCUUAUGGCAGAGACUUUGUUACUCACAGACCCACCGGAAGAUUCUGCAAUGGAAAGCUUGCCACAGAUUUCACUGCUGAGUUCCUCGGGUUCACCUCAUAUCCACCUGCGUACCUAAGCCAAGAAGCCAGAGGAAAGAAGCUCUUGACUGGAGCCAACUUUGCCUCAGCUGCUUCUGGUUAUUAUGACAGAACAGCAGAGUUAUAUCAUGCAAUUUCAUUGACACAGCAGUUGAACUAUUACAAGGAGUAUCAAGCAAAAGUUGUGAAUAUGGUGGGAAGAGACAAAGCUAAUACCAUAUUCUCUGGUGCAAUCCACCUCGUGAGUGCAGGGAACAGUGAUUUCAUUCAGAACUACUAUGUGAAUCCCGUCCUCAACGGAGCCUACUCGCCUGCUCAAUUCUCAGACAUCCUCAUAAGAUCAUACUCUGCUUUCAUUCAGAAUCUGCAUGGACUGGGAGCAAGGAGGAUUGGUGUCACAGGCCUAGCGCCAACUGGGUGUUUGCCUGCAGCCAUCACACUGUUUGGCCAUGGAAGCAACGAGUGCGUUGCAAGACUGAACCAAGACGCAAUUUCGUUCAACAAUAAGCUCAACAGCACAUCUCAAAGUUUGCAGAAUAAACUUCCUGGUCUCAAACUUGUGGUCUUUGAUAUUUACCAGCCUCUGUUAGAUAUGAUCGCAAAGCCGGCUGAGAAUGGGUUUUUUGAGUCAAGAAAAGCUUGCUGCGGAACAGGUACACUAGAAACCUCCCUGCUUUGCAAUGCCGAGUCUCCAGGGACAUGCAACAAUGCUACAGGAUAUGUGUUUUGGGAUGGAUUCCAUCCCUCUGAAGCCGCUAAUCAGGUCUUGGCUGGUGAUCUACUUUCACAGGGAAUCUCCCUCAUCUCUUGAAGCUAUUCCUAUUGCGAUUAGAACAGUCCACUACUACUGAACUCUUGUCAUCUUAUAUGCAUUAUAUGUAGUUGUUAUGAGAAAUAUGUAGGUAUUCUCGUGGUUUUAGUUUGAGAGUUUGGCUUCCUAGAGGUGUGAGGCAUGUAAAACUCCUCAAGCCAUAGAUGCAGCAAGGUUCACUUGAUGCUUUGUCCUUGAGUGGAAAAUUUUAUGUGUUAAUCCUCAAAUGAAUAAGAUGACUAUGGUUGGAUUUU
Molecule: messenger RNA, 1380 nt
Organism: Corylus avellana
Lineage: Eukaryota; Viridiplantae; Streptophyta; Magnoliopsida; Fagales; Betulaceae
Product: GDSL esterase/lipase At5g03810
Molecular function (GO): hydrolase activity, acting on ester bonds
Source: RefSeq, a predicted model, not a curated record